Penicillium argentinense is the source of this 1683-nucleotide messenger RNA. RefSeq names its product putative siroheme synthase. Gene Ontology annotation, biological process: sulfate assimilation; siroheme biosynthetic process. Lineage: Eukaryota; Fungi; Ascomycota; Eurotiomycetes; Eurotiales; Aspergillaceae. The transcript has 2 exons. Gene Ontology annotation, molecular function: uroporphyrin-III C-methyltransferase activity. Bases 1 to 1683 code for a protein of 560 amino acids. The record is from RefSeq and is a predicted model, not a curated record.
AUGAAGGACGCCUCAAACGGCUCUGGCCAGCCGGUGCCCUUGAUGGCAGCAUGGAAUACCGAGUCGCAGAUCCAUUUGAUUGUCGGCGCCAGCCCUCUUGCCGCAGCGAGAUGUACGAAGAGCCUGGAAGCUGGCGCCACGCCGAUUAUAAUUACGCCGGAGACGGUGGACAUGCAUUUUACCCUGUCAGAGCAUAUUUCUAAAGGCUCGGCACAGUGGGUGAAGCGCGAAUUUCAAGACGGCGACUUGACUAGUCUGGGUAGAGAGGAGGUAGACCAUGUGGUGGACAUGGUUUUCGUUACCUUGGGUGGCAACCAUCCAUUGAGUCCGCAUAUCUCGAAAAUAUGCCGCCGUCUUCGAAUCCCUGUGAAUGUGUCUGAUUCUCCCGAGCUUUGCUCUUUCAGCCUUCUCUCCACCUACUCCGACGGCCCGCUUCACAUUGGAAUUACAACAUCAGGUCGUGGAUGCAAGCUUGCCUCUAGACUUCGACGAGAAAUUGGUUCAUUUUUGCCUGCCAACCUUGGAUCCGCGAUUGAUCGACUUGGCGCCGUGCGUCGACGACUCUGGGAAGAAGACAAUGCGGCUGGUUUGAGUGAAACGGCCCUGGAGGUGGAUGACGACGAUACAUCUGGACAAAGCCACCACUUCAACGCCUUGGUAACAGAGGGCGACGUUGCCGCGGCAAAGACAAGACGUAUGCGCUGGCUUUCGCAAAUCUGCGAGUACUGGCCGCUACGCAAACUUGUCUCGAUUACUGACGCCGACAUUGAUGCUAUAUUGAAAGCCUAUAACUCUGGUCGGGAUACUUCCAGUGAUACAAAUUGUGUAAAUGGGAUUAGUGGGGUUUCAGAGAAGGGCAGGAUCGUGCUUGCAGGCUCUGGCCCCGGACAUCCAGACCUCUUGACCCGUGCCACCUACAAUGCCAUCCAAAACGCGGAUAUCAUUCUGGCAGACAAGCUGGUGCCAGCUCCUGUUUUGGACUUGAUUCCUCGUCGGACAGAGGUUCACAUUGCGCGCAAGUUCCCUGGCAAUGCUGAUCAGGCACAAGAAGAGUUCUUGCAGAUGGGUCUUACCUCGCUGAGAAAGGGACAGAAAGUGCUGCGAUUAAAGCAGGGCGACCCUUAUCUUUACGGUCGCGGAGCCGAGGAGUUUGACUUCUUCCGAAAUGAGGGAUACACUCCCGUUGUGCUGCCUGGCAUCACUAGCGCCAUGAGCGCAUCUCUUUUCGCUGAUAUUCCGGCUACUCACCGGGGCGUUUCCGACCAAGUACUGGUCUGCACAGGAACUGGCAGGAAGGGUGCUGCUCCCAAUCCGCCUACCUAUGUUCCCACCCAGACAGUGGUUUUCUUGAUGGCCCUGCACCGGCUUUCUGCUCUUAUCGAAUCCCUCACCGCAUUCCCUACUGAAGAUACUGAGCGGGCGCGAACACUUUGGCCCAAGGACACACCUUGUGCAAUUGUUGAACGUGCAUCAUGUCCUGAUCAGAGAGUCAUCCGCUCGACUUUGGAAAACAUCUGCUUGGCUUUCGAGGAGGCUGGUUCUCGGCCACCUGGUCUGCUGGUUGUUGGAGCUAGUUGCCAUGUUCUGCACAGCCCUAACGAUGGACAGAAAUGGGUGAUCGAGGAGGGCUUCCACGGCCUUGAAGAACUGGAUAGCGAUUUGGAAGCUGCAUUGGAAAAAUGA